Molecule: messenger RNA, 3002 nt
Organism: Macrobrachium nipponense
Lineage: Eukaryota; Metazoa; Arthropoda; Malacostraca; Decapoda; Palaemonidae
Exons: 4
Coding region: 532-2262 (576 amino acids)
Source: RefSeq, a predicted model, not a curated record
GAGCGACCAAACUUACUUUCUGCAGAAGAGGAAAGCAACUGAAGAACUGACCGAUAUUAUCAGCAUCACUGUGGAGUGAUAUAACAAUUACCAUAUUAACUAUCUCAAAAUUGAAUAGGAUAAACUUACAUCCCAGUAAAUUGGCAAUGCUAUUCUUACUACGCGUAUUUUAACCCUUAGCCGGACUCGGUACGCUGCUGUGGAAGGAUAGAAAUGUGCUUAAAUAAUUAUGUUCGCAGACUUCUUCCCUAACGAUAGGCUGUCAUCACUCAGUCAAAUGAAUCAGUAGCAUGAUCACGAUCAUGAAUUUUCAGAAAAUGGAAUAGAGGGUCAUAAAGGAUAGUGACAUGAGACUUUUUGCAGACUUUCUUAUUUUGGAAAUAAGAACGAUUUGGAAGUUGGAUCCUUUCUUUACUGAACAACAAGACCUAAGCUCGCUUCUUUGUGGCCGGAGACGCUUCAGGAAAUUCGCUCAGAAAGAAAAUCAACGCAAUCAGAGCUGCUUAGACUCCUGAGAAACGCCAGACAGCAAUGAAUCACUCAAUGAAAACUAUAUAUCUUGUGGUGAUAGUGUCCAUCAUGGUGAACGGACGACAGAGUUUGGCUUGGGAAGGAACAGACGGAACGAACGAAGCUGCGGACGACGUGAAGGAAGUGGCUGGCAGCAGGAGCGAGGAGAGCCUCUUGGACAAAAGGCCCGCAGGCACAGGAAGCUCUCAGCAGCAAGAACCGAUGACGAAGAAUCAGAUUUCAAUUCCUGUCGGAGAUGGGUCGAUGGUAGGAAUGGCGGGGACAGUUCUGGUGUCAGCCUUCUUCGGUCUUGCGCUAUGGCUCGGUCUCAUUUCGCACUUAGGAACACAGAAGGCAUUCAGAAUGAGAAGGCGGAACAGCAUGGUCGGUGGUUUGGCCAACUCUGUUGAAAGAGGCGUUAGACAACAAACUCAAGAACUCGAAGUUGUCAAACAAGGGAGUUACCUCCACAUAGGAAAACAGCCAGAUUUGCAACAACGAGUCCAGGUUUUCCAGAGUCAACCGCAAGGCCAACAGGGCGAGUUAGGUAUGUCUCCUUCGAAGACAAGUCAUCUGAAAGUUCCCACCAAAACUAUGAAAGGAAUUGCAUCCUUUCUUGUGCCAGAGGACUCCCCUCGUCAGCACCACCCUCAUCAAGAGGGUUCUGCUGCUUUUGGUCAAACAAUAGAAAAAUCUCAUUCGAGUAAAAGUAUUCAUUUUAAGGAUGAAAAUGUCCGUAAAGAUUCAGUCAGUGUUCCUGCAACUAACUCUUGGAAACAAUAUUCCAGCAAUCAUCACACUCUUCAUUUGUCCGUGCCUCCUGAAAUUGACUAUAACUCUUACCAAACUAGGCCUUUUUCCCUGCCCGGUAGCUUUGUUAACCCAGACAGGAAAGGAUAUCAAAAUGAUGAUGUCACUUAUUAUUUCGAAGUUCCUAGUUUGACUCCACGUCUACCUAAUAGACCUAAACCCAUUGUGGCUCAAGAAAAAGACGUAACCUACUAUUACGAAACUAUUCCAAUUUUGAUUACAAACCCUGUAAUACCUUCUAAAGACAACAUGAUGAAUUCCUUUGAAAAAAAUCAAGGACUACGUAACACCGGAGCAAGAAGACCCAUUGCUCAUUCUGCCAAAGGUGAGAGUGUCUUGGGGAGCCUCAUCGCAUCUCCGAAUCUACAACUAACUAACCGACAGCAAUAUACCUCUGAAGACACAAAGGGCACUUAUAGCUACCCUCCAAGUGGCUUACUAAAUCCAAAACCAAAUAAAUGGAGGAGUAGUACGAAGUCCUAUCUCUCAGAUAUCCCCCCAUAUACUUGGAACUGGAGAAGGGUAAGCGAGGGCUAUCAGCAUAGUUCCACAAAGGACCCAAAAUAUCCCGAAAGGGAGACAAGGAAGAAACCUGAAUUAAAUGGAUCAUCUAGUAAAUUUUUCCCACCUAUGAUAUUGCCUAAAAACACUUCCAAGGAAAUAUCAACGCAGUCAGUGACAGUGACAUAUCCAACAACAACAACAACAAUAAAAGCAACAACAUCAACAGCAAUGCAAACAACAAUGGCGAAAGAAACAUUUCCACAGCAGGAUGAUGAAUCCAGUAGCUCCUCAAGGCCAGCUGGGACCUCUGAUUAUGAUGACAUCAUAGCUGUUAAACUGAGCAAUGGCGUCCCUGUUAACUGGAUGCCAGACACUCAACUGGCAGGAGAAGAUGAUGAAAAUCAAGAUUAUGCAAAAGAGAAGAAAACCAAGAAAUAAUUUUGAAUAAUCGGACGUUCACUGUCACCGUUCAGUACAAAAACAUUUGUCGUUUUUAUUGCUCAAUAAUAGAUUAAGACAACCUUAGUGUACAGAAAAACUGAGAUUCCACUAACAGUAAACAUUGCAAGAGAUACAUGAACAGGAAUAAAAACAAUCAGUCACAAAUAUUCCAAUGCAACGCUUUCUUUUUGCUUUUGGGAGCAGGUACUGCGGUAAAUCCUUGCGGAUAUUUCAAUGUUGUUGCAAUACAAUAUAAUUGGAAGAAAACUCUCUUCAGCUAUAAAUAGUGUGGUCACAAUUUUGCAUGGAAUUUUCCUUUCCAGACACGCUUACAUAUCCAAUUUUUCUGUAGCUUCUUGUUCUGGUGUAGUUCAAUCCAUUCGAGAUGAUUGCUAUUUUCAACUGUUCAGUUGCAUCGAGAUUUUGCAAGAAAUCUGUGGCUGCAAUAUUAACUUAAAAUGGGAAUACCGAUAUGGUUCAUAUCAAUAUGAUGUUUUUAUUCAAACCGACUUAAUUAUGUUCCCUGGAGGAACAAAAUAUUGUCGAGGACCACAGACUUGAAGGUGAAGUAAAUGUAAGUCAAUGAACAGUAUUUGUUAUCUAAGGCUAAACCACAUUUAACGCUUGACUAUGCAUGAUGCAGAAUAUUUUCUUGUAUUUAAACCACACUGACGAAAUAUUGGUACCCAGGUUUUGAAAUAGAAACCUAUGGAAGAUAGAAUGUCACAACGGGCAUU